Micromonas pusilla CCMP1545 is the source of this 588-nucleotide messenger RNA. RefSeq lists its product as uncharacterized. Gene Ontology annotation, molecular function: protein binding. NCBI's taxonomy places the organism in Eukaryota, Viridiplantae, Chlorophyta, Mamiellophyceae, Mamiellales, Mamiellaceae. The record is from RefSeq and is a predicted model, not a curated record. The annotation marks the transcript as partial. The transcript has a single exon.
GCGUGCGGCCGCGCGGGAGCGUGGGAAAAAGCCGUAGAGCUCCACGACCACAUGAAGGCCAAGGGCAUGGGCGCGAACACGAUCACGUGCAGCGCGCUCAUAAACGCGUGCGGGAAGAGCCGGCAGUGGAAGAAAGCGCUGGAGGUGUUUGAAGAGAUGCGCGCGGAGGGCGUGGAGGCGAACAUAUACACCUACUCCGCGCUCAUAUCCGCGUGCGCCAAAGGCAAGCAGCUCGACAAGGCGCUCGAGAUCUUCGAGCUGUGCAAGGUGAACGGCGUGGAACCGGACGGGAUCACCUACGGCGCGAUGAUCAGCGCGUGCGAGAAGGGCCGACGCGUGGACAAAGCCCUGGAGAUCUUCGUGCAGAUGAAAAAGGCGGGAAUGGAGGCGAACGCCAUCACGUACAACGCGCUCCUCGCCGCGUGCGAACGCGCGGGCAAGGCGGACGACGCACGGGAAGUCUUCGACGACAUGAAGCGCGAUGGAAUCAAACCCGAUAGGGUCGCGCACGCCGCGCUCAUCGGCGCGUGCGUCGGCGAGGAGCGGUAUCAAGCCGCGAUCGACGCGUACAAGGCGAUGAAGAUUGAC